Molecule: messenger RNA, 5425 nt
Organism: Vitrella brassicaformis
Lineage: Eukaryota; Vitrellaceae
Source: the annotation of a GenBank genome assembly
CGCUUUUCCAUCAGAGGAGGGAACGGAUGCGUCAGAUUCGGUUGGUGCCUUCGGGCAUCCAGUUGUGGAAUCCGGCCGUGCUGGCCGUCAGCCCAGAUGGUGCUCACUUCGCCUACGCCUCCACGCUGGCGCUGUUCAUCUAUCGGAGGGCGGACUUCUGCCUCCACAAGAUGAUUGCAGGCCAUGAGAAAACCAUCACGGCCCUCUCCUGGUACGACCAUGCACACGUCUGAUGCCUUUGGUGUUUUGUAGACAGGAGACGCCCCGUGAAUGCAAUGCAUCCAUCUGGACAGGGAGGGAAGAGAUCCAGUCCAUGCCUGUAUCCGUCCUGUGCAGGUGUCCUCAAGACAGCGAUUUUAUCGCCUCGUGCUUCACCGAUGGCCGCAUCGCCGUCUGGCACCUGCCGUCAGAGAAGCUCCGCGUCUCCCGCAGCGCCCCAAGCGGCAGCCCUCCCCUUCUUCUCGAGUGGUGUCCUCACACCCUCACACGCGUCGCUGUCGGGCUCGAAAACGGCGAGGUCCGGCUGUGGGAUUUCUCCCUCACGACUCCCUCCGGCUCGUUUGAUGCAAGUUCUGGCUCGGCGCAGUCACUGGGGUCGCCAACAGCCAAGGAAGCGACCUUCUCCAAGCUGUAUGCUGCUGCGGGGGGCUCGCUUCGAGUCAUGAGAUGGCACCCGACCACCCCUGAAAGACUGCUCCUGGGCUUCACGGACGGCAGUGUGGUGUGUCUCCAUCCAAGCACCGGGAGGAGGAUGUCGAUUCCCUACAAAGGCCGCAACUCGCCUGCAGUGGGGAAGCCGGUGGCGUCUGAUGCUCAUAGCGUGGAGGAGAUCCAGUGGGACCCGCUGUCAGCCGAUUACUUCCUGGUGUCUUACCGCGACGGCCAUUUGUCUCUGAUGGACCUUGAAUCGCAGACCGAGGUGUCGUCGGUGCCCUUCGACAGGCAGCCCGUCGGCGUCCACUCAAUCGCAUGGGUCAAAGGCCAGCCGGGCAACUUCCUCACCGUCACGGAGAAGACGGGCCUUAUCAGGCUGUGGAACGCCUCACAGCGUGCUCCACUAGAGCAGCUGCGUGUCGCUCCUGCGGGGAUUGCCAAAAUUGUUCCCUUCUGCGGCAGGGAGGGAGGGGGUUGGGGAUCGUCUUUUCUAUUGAGCUUCAAGAACGGCAGCGUGGGCGUGUAUAACUUGACUAGGAAGAAAUUGGACUUCCUGAGCGAGCCGGGCCACUCGGAGACGAUAUUUGACGUGCGGUUCAAACCGGGGCAGCACGAUCUGCUUGCUACGGCUUCUUAUGACGGGUGGGUGGGAGGUUGGGCUAACAAAAGGGAAAGGGCCUGGCCUGUGCGUGCCUGCCAUUUUUCAUGGAUCUAUCCGUGUGUCUCGCCCGGCCCGACAGGUAUGUGAAGGUGUGGCGUGUCUCUACCAGCAAGACCGAGCUUGAGAUUCAUGCUGGCGAGCACGAGUUGCUGUACGGUGUGGCGUGGGCGCCUCUCUCCGCCUUCCCCGGGCCCUCGUCGGCUGGUCGGGCCACACGCAGCGGUUCCAAAGACAGAGAUGUGGAGCAGCAGCAGACGGAUCGAAUCGCCGCCGUCUCGUCGUCAGGACACCUCUUUAUCUGGAAUGCACGCACCGGUCGGUGAGGGAAAGGACACACACAUGAUCUUCUACAAAAUGAAAUAAAUGCUGUCUCUCGAUGCUAACUAAGUUCAGGUGUGAGGGUGCACAAGGUGCCUGUGCACACGUCAGCGGUCUACCGCCUUGAUUGGUCAUCCACCGACCCCAACCUCAUCGCCACAGGCUCGGGGGACGGCUCAGCCUGCAUCGUUGACGCCGCGGCAGGGUGUGUCAUCAAGCGGUACUCGCACCCCGCCCCCGUGUACGGGGUGCAGUGGCAUCCGUCGACACGCAGCCUCCUCUGCACAGCCUGUGCGGACGCCAAUGUGCGGCUGUUCGUCCACGGAGGGGGCGAGGGGUGUGACGUUAUCACCAACAACUCAGACAGAAGGGGCAGCACCGGCUCUUUGUCGUCUCCUCACAGUGGGAUGCAGCCCACCAAGGCGAUCGUGCUGUCUGGUAAGACCGGCACAACACACAAAUGGGUGGAUUUAGUAGUGGAGAGGCCGAGACGCGAUCAGCUGUUUGUGCGUAGGACACAGCGAGAAGGCCUUCAACGUGGCCUUCAGUCCGAUUCUGUCCAACAUCCUGGCGAGUGGUUCGGACGACCGGACCAUCCGUAUAUGGGACAUCCAAAAGAGGGUAAGCAGGCACAGGAAGUGCGGGGGCAUAUAUGUGAUGUGAUAGAUACCUAUUGAUUGCAUCAUGACUCUGUUUGUUUGUGGAUGUCCGCAGAAGUGUCUGCGGACACUGAUGGGCCACAGGUCGAAUGUUCGUGCCCUUGCCUGGCAUUUGGAGCUGCCGCACAUCCUCAUCUCUGGCGCGUGGGACGCCACGAUCAGAGUCUGGAACGCCGCAGCCGGACGGGUACGUACGUAUCCGACGGACGAUGGAUGCACGGAAGCUCAGAAAUGCCUGUGUCUCUCUCUCUGACUGCUGUCGGUCUGUCCCAGGCGCUGUAUGUGUGCAGCGAGCACCACGCCGACGUCUACGGCCUGACCACCCACCCAGCCUGCCCCUUCCUCUUUGUCUCCACAUCACGAGACACCUCACUGAGGUUCUGGACUCUUGACGACCUCUCCGCCCCGUUCCAGCUGGCAUUGGCCGCCAGCCCAACAGCCGCCACACUGACCUCACUACGCGCCUCCCCGAACCAGGCCGCUGAGCUGUUCGUCGACACAAUGGAGCGGCCAUUGCCUUUGGAGAUCAAGCCGAGGCUGUAUGGCGCCGGGUCGGCAGAGCUGCAGAAGACGCUCGGUGGUAAUCUGACCCAUCUGGAGAGGCUGAAGAGGGUGGUUGAGUUCCUGCAUUACCGCCCCGGCAGCCUGGACUUCUGGGACUGCUUGGCCAACUGGUCCGGCGAGGCGCCGGACAUCGCUGCGCACACGCCGACCGUAAUCCACAUGAACGACAUCAUCGCCGCCGAACGAAGUGCCGCCCAGGAAAUGGUAAGCAAAUGGCCCUUUCCCCUUGUCGCGCCAGCCAGGCCUUCUCUGCCGUCUUUGUGUCCCUCAGGCGUCGAGCAAGAUCAGCAGCAGUGCCGUGGGCAAGAAAGAGGAGCGAUACGCCAAAGCAGCCCAGAAACUCAUUCGUGUGGGCGACCUCCGUGGCUACUGCGACUACAUGGCCCAGGCCGGCCACACCGAGAAGGCCCUUGCCGUCGCCCCUGCAGUGGCUGUGGUCGAGUCCGGCGACAGCGGGGGAGGAACCGACAUGGGGUAUUGGCGAGACAUGAGUGUGGAGUAUGCGCGCCAGCUGCAGCGGGAUGGCAAGGACGAGGAGGAGGCAGUUCCCCACCUCUUGGCCGCGGGGAUGUCCGAUGAGGUCAUCGACAUCUACCUCAGGCGCUGCGAGUUGGAGUCGGCCUUUGCUGUCGCCAAAGCGCAGAGGGACGGCAGGUUCCCAAAGAGAAGACGCCCACCCAACUCGUCCCCGUCAGAUGCGCCGCCCAGCCAGGCGGACAGGCUGCCCCAGAUCACCACGCGGAUGGCGAGGUACUACCUGAGACGGGGUGAGCCUGUGUUGGCCGCGUGCUGCCACAUGGCCAUCAACAGAGCAGACGAGGCCAUCACAGUCCUGACAAGGGUGAGCCACUUGCUAGAGAGGCAAAUGUCGUUGUAUGUUGGUCUUCUCCUGUAGAGCAACGAGUUGAUCUUGGGGUAUGCGAUGUAUCGCGUAUUGUUUGUCGAGUCGAGUGAAUUGGGCCCCCCGCCACCGAACGUCUCGGACCUCCUGCGCUUGCUCGCAGCAAAGGCAGAGAGACACAGAUGCUGGGUGGGCUGGGCUGGUGGUGGGUGGGUGGGGCAGACGAGGCACACUGUGCGGUCGCCGGGAUGUGUGUGUAUCCGUUGGCAUGCCUUGUGUGUAUGCAGAGCAUCGCACGGGAGUUGUAUCAGCAGCUGGAAGAGACAAGGAGGGUCAGGCAGCUGCAGCUGCUCUCUGUCAGGUGGGUAGGGUACCGAUGAGUGCAUCAUCAACGAAUUCAUGUUGGCACACCCAGGGGGAUCGCUGUGAUGGGUGCAGGUGCGGGUCGAUUCAGCGGGAACAGCUCUUCAUCGAGAUGCCAGACGUCGCCAUAUCAGUCCCAGAAGCAGAAGCAAGGGCGGAAAAGGUCCAUGAGCAAUAGGAUCCCUCCGCCACAACACUUGCCAGCUGUGUGUGCGUGUGCGUGUGCAGGCUGAGGCUGAGGGCAACCAUGUUGACAGUGCCCAUUACUUUGCGGUGGCGGGGGAGUACCAAAGGGCGGCAGAGGUGGCCGUGCAGCAGCUUCAGAGGCACAUCUCCCAGAGCGUCGAAAUCAGCGUCCAUCAGUGCCGGCCCUUCCUGGAGAUCCUCGAGAGCCUCCCCAUCGACGCACUGGAACUGAAGCUCGUCUCGCGAGUGCUCUGCUGUGCGGCGUAUGUGGGGUUCUUUGACGCCCUUGAGCAAAAGGGGGGAAUGCUCUCGAUGGCUGUGCCCCUGCUGACCACCUACUGGAACGUGGCGCAGCACCAGCACCUUGAGCAGGACUUCUACGCCGACACGGGGAGCACGGCGACCGCCAAGGCGCAGCUGCAGCUCAAGGCCGCUCUGCAACUCAUCCAGACACACCCUGACAAGUAAGCGACAGACAGAGACACAGACAGAGACACUGCUGAUGAAAGGAGGUGCAGAAAAGGUCAGCCUGAAUGUCGGCUUCUUGCCUUUGUGUCCACAGGGCGCUUGAAAUGCUGACGCGGGUGAAGAGUGACGGCCACGUUAGCCCCGAGCAGGGCAAGGUCGUUGACGACGCAAUCGCAUCGCUUGCCAGGAGUGAGUGAGACACAUGAUGGAAACCUCCUUACCUCAGACACAACACGACGUGUCCGUGCUGUGGUCUCAGGCCGCAUCGAUGACGCCGACAUCGGUGCUGACGAUGACAGCAAGAGACCGGUGGGCGGCCUGGACCCCAUUCGCCCUCUCACCGUUUGUGUCUCAUCCACCGACCCCUUGAUCUGGCAGGUGUGUGUGCCCAUUGCUGGGUCCCUGCUGCCGACAGGCCGCACCAGCGGGAUGAAGACGUCUGUGCUGACGGGGCAGCCCAUCAAGGGUGCAGCCUUUGUGCUGGAGGACGAGAGCACAUGCGUUGGUCUGCAGGAGGCUAUCCAAUGGUGAGAGGGGAGAGUGAGCGAGGCCAUAUGGGUCCGUUCGUGUGUGGGUGUGGGGUGUAUGAUGUGUCGGUCUGUGUGUGCAGGGCGUCGCUGAAUCGGUUCUCGCCCCUCAACACGGGCAGCAGGAUCAACCCAUUCUGACCAUUCGUUCUGACCAUUCGGCCUUUCUGCUUUCAGACAUGCC